CUGCUGCCUCAGGAUCACAACUUACUCCUGGAGAAAAAACUGUCUCAAGAUGAUAGGAUGUCACAGGAGAAUCGCUCAAGUGUUAUGCGUCAAAAUGCAGGCUCUUAGAAAGUUCACUUGGACUGGACAAAAUAUGAUGCCCAUUCACGUUCUAAGACAAACAGCACAACAAAGGGCCAAUGUCAGGACAGUUUAUGGUCCCUACAGUUCCCUGAGUGUAUCAUCCAAUACUGGACAGCUGCUUAGAGUUAGCAGUAAGCCUUACCUUCAGUGUAGGCAGUUGAAGACUGGGAGAACUGGCCAUGACGAUUGGAGACAAAAGAACAAAAGUUUGAUGAUGUACAUUGGAGGGAUUGGAGUGCUGGUAGCCGGACUGGCUUAUGCCUGUGUGCCUCUGUAUAGGAUGUUCUGUCAGGCCACUGGUUUGGGAGGAACAGUUAAGCAUGGUUCGGAGACAGUGGCCCAAAUGAAGCCUGUGGAAGACCGGGAGCUGGAAAUCCGCUUCAGUGCCGACACGGCAGCCAGUAUGCGAUGGAACUUCCGACCCAGACAGACUUCUAUCAAGCUAGUUCCAGGAGAGACGGCCCUGGCCUUCUACACCGCGCGCAACCCGACAGAUCAGCCUAUCAUAGGGAUCUCCACAUACAACGUGGUGCCGUUCGAAGCUGGACAAUAUUUCAACAAGAUUCAGUGUUUCUGUUUUGAAGAACAGAGGCUAGAGCCACAUGAGGAGGUGGACAUGCCAGUGUUCUUUUUCAUUGACCCUGAGUUCGCAGAGGACCCUGCCAUGUACAAAGUGGACUCCAUCACUCUGUCCUACACAUUUUUUGAGGCGAAGGAGGGACUUAGACUACCACUGCCUGGUUAUAGCUGAUAGAGCAAUCCUGAAUGUUCAUUGCAAUCAACAGUUCAGUUACUUUUAUUGAAUGAAAGCUCAUCUGUAUUGGUAGAAUAGUCAUGGCAAUGAUAAGUUUACGGUACAGAAGUAGCGGUGAAAAACGCAAAUAUUAAAGCACUGCAAAAAAAAUUGUGAUUUACAGUAUUUGCAUUUUUACGUUUUAUUUUGCACUUCUCUAGGAACUUUAUUAUGAUGUGUACAUGUAAGAACUUGAUGAUGCAGCAUCUUCAUAUAAUCUUAUACCUUCACGUCAAAGGAAUGUUAGUCAAGUCAGGACUGUUUACCCACUACAUUGUGUGUAUAAAAUCAACUUCUUUUAUGAUCUUCACAGCAAAAUAAAGAUCAUUGUACAAGUUUU
Branchiostoma belcheri (Belcher's lancelet) is the source of this 1256-nucleotide messenger RNA. RefSeq names its product cytochrome c oxidase assembly protein COX11, mitochondrial-like. The transcript is spliced from 5 exons. The coding region runs from base 50 to 874 and encodes 274 amino acids. Lineage: Eukaryota; Metazoa; Chordata; Leptocardii; Amphioxiformes; Branchiostomatidae. Gene Ontology annotation, molecular function: copper ion binding. The record is from RefSeq and is a predicted model, not a curated record. Gene Ontology annotation, cellular component: mitochondrial inner membrane.